AUGGAUACUGAAAAUACAACUGAUGAACGAAAUCAAUCAAUAUCUAAAGGAACAAUAACAACAAAAUUACGUAUGAAAGACCGUAGUCGUUCACAAACAACACCUACAAGUACAGAUAUAAAUGAUCCGGAAAAUUUAGAUUAUGAAGAUAUUGAUGAUAAUCAUUCACCAGGUAAAUUAGAAGAUAAUCAUGAAUUAGAACAAAUUAAUAAUCCGGUGAAACAAAUAAAUGAUGAAACAAAAACAUCAAUAAAUAUUCAAGAUGAAGAAGAUAAACCAUUAAAUAAACCACAAGAAAUAAAUAAUAAUAAUAAUAAUAAUACUUCAUCAUCAAUGAUAGAUAAUUCAGCAGCAGCAAGUGAUGAAGGAGAAGUAGAUGAAGCUGAUCUAGAAGAUGGUGAAAUUCAUGAUCCAAGUACAUCAAAAAAUCGAACACCAUUUACUGAUGAUCAAACAUCAGAACAAAAUCGUAAUCGAAUAAAUACAAAUAUAUCAUCAUCACCACAAGCUAAAGUUCAUUGUCGAUUUUUUCUUCAAGGUCGUUGUCAUUGGGGACCUAAUUGUAAAUUUAUUCAUCCAAAUAAUGAUUCAACAAAAAACUCAAGUGGACCAUCUAUUGAUGCUUUGUCAUCAAUAAAUAAUGAAAUUUCACCACCAGUUCCAACUGGUAUUCCUAUACCACAAACAACAACAAAUAAUGCAUGGAUCUCACCACAAGCAACAACUACUACAUCUCAAUUUUUUCCUAAUCCAGUUCUUCGUGGUGCAACACAACCAUCUGGUAUACCAUUAGUAGUGCCACCAACUGGUACAGAAUCAGCAUGGGAACGUGGAUUACGUUCAGCUAAAACACUUCGUGAACAAUCCAUGCGACGUAAACAACAAGAUAAAGAUUUUAAUGAUAAAAAAUUUAAUUUAACAAUACGUGAUGCACAGGAUGACAAAGAUGGAGAUGAUAAUAUUUUAAAUAUUGAUCGACCAUCUUCAAUUGAUUAUGAUCUGAAUAAUUUACCUGGAUCAAAUUAUGCUGAUCAACGUACUUAUUCCGAUCGAUAUCAUCCAUAUAUGUAUACAGGUUCAUCUGGUAAUUCUCAUUAUAAUAAUAAUCAUCAUCGAAAUAAUAACAAUAAUGCUCGAAAUAAUAAUAAUAAUAAUAAUAAUAAUCAUAAUAAUAAUACAUCAUCCACAAAUGAUCAUUCUGAUCGUCGUUUGCGUCAUUCAGAUGAUUAUGCCGAGACACGAAAUGAUAAUCGAAUUCGCAAAGAAAAUUCAUCAACAAAACAUAGCAAAUCAACAUCAAAAAAAGAUGAUUCAUCAUCAUCAUCUUAUAAACGAAAUUUAUCACAGCAACAGUAUACAUCCGGUUCACAUCAUAAUAAUGAUACUCAAUUACAUUUUAAUCCAUAUAGCAGUCGCCGAGGAGAUGAUUGGCAAGAUCCAUGGGAUAGAUCAAGAAAUCAUGGUAGUGGUAAUCAUCGUUCAUCAGGUGGUGGUCGAGAACGAUCCUAUUCAUCGUCAUCAUCGGCUACAUCAUCUAGAUCGAGAUCGAGAAGUAGACCAAAGCGUCGUUCACCAUCGGUAACACGUGCAACAAAACCAACAACAACAACAAAAUCAUCCGAAAUGGUUAAAAAUGGUAAUGAAAAAAAAUCAAAUAGUAAUAAAAAAUUAGUAUCACCAACAACAACAACAACAGCAGCAGCAAAUAAAUUUCUUCCUGGUCGACAAAUAUCAAGUCAUACAUUAAAAAAGGCAGAAAAAAGUAGUAAUACUAGUAAUUCAAUGGUUAAUAAUCAUUCAAAAGAUCAACAUGGAAAAGAUUCGGAUAUAAAUAUUAAAAAACAAAUAAGAAAAGAAAAUCCUAGUCGAUCGGAUAGUACAAGUUCAUCAUCAUCAUCAGAUAGUGAUACUAAUCGAAUAACACAUCGAUCAUCUAGUACAUCAUCGGAGAGUUCAAGUUCAGAGAAUGAUAUGCGAACAUCAACAAAAACAAAAACAGCUUCUGGUGGUGGUAAAACAACAGUUGGUAGUACUAGUAGUAGUAGUCAUACAACAAAAACAAUUAAUCGACAAUUAUCUUCAUCAUCAGGUGGUGGUAGUAAAAAUACAAAUACAAAAUCAAAAAAUGAUUCUAUUAAUCGUGAAUCAUCAAAAACUAAAGAAUCAUCAUUAACAUCUGCUAAAAAACGACGUGAUACAUCAUCAUCAACAGGUUCAGCCAGUACAACAAAAAAGACAAAAUUAAAUAUUGAUUCUCAUAAAUCAUCAACUGAUGCAAAUAAUGCAGAAAAUUCUGAUUCUUGUAAAAAGAAAGAAAAACAAAAAAUAUUAAAAAAGUUACAAGAAGUAGAAAAACUUAUAAAUCAACGAUCGACAAAAACAUCAUCUUGA
Rotaria sp. Silwood2 is the source of this 2391-nucleotide messenger RNA. The record is from the annotation of a GenBank genome assembly. NCBI's taxonomy places the organism in Eukaryota, Metazoa, Rotifera, Eurotatoria, Philodinida, Philodinidae.